AUGGAGAUUUAUCUCCAAUCACUCAUUUGGAUUCUAGCUUUAGUGCUCGCAAUCUACCCGAUUCCAUUGGAACUCUACAAUCCUGAAGCAGAUCUCUGCACCCUUCAGUCAGUGCCACCAGAUUGCUCUGGAGAUGACUGCAUUCGAGGGUCUGACCCUUUGAUUCCUCUCCUCAUUGGUAUUGCAGCACCACUGGUCUGUCUAUUUGUGAGUAUGAGCAUCAUGGUCGCCAUUGCCACAGAAGUAAGGAAAUUGGAGAACAAGAGCCGGAAGUAUGGAGCAAGUAGCAUUAUGAUCCGACCACCAUUCAGUGCGGAAGCUGAAGGUAUGGCUCCAAGCAGCAGCGCUGAAAGCAUGGUCCCGCGUGGCAGUGCUGGAGCCAGUGUGAACAGUGGCAAUGCUUCUGAUUUCUUCAUGGGUGAUGUUCCCAGCAGUCGUGUGGCAGUGCGGCGCACAUUAGUGGAAGUGGACCGACGCAAGUCCCAAGCAGUGAUCACGCAAGCUAUCUGCUACGCUAUUGCUUUUCUUAUGACCUACCUGCUGUCCUACAUCUCAAUAAUUUCAUACUAUGCAACUGGUAGCUGGAAUGACAUUUUGCAUAUCUUUGCAUUUGCUGUCUUUGGACCUUCUGCUGGGACUUUUAACUACAUUGUUUUUGCCGGGUUGAGGAUGAUGAAGACACAAGAGGGGAAACUACUGAAAACCAUUUUUUGCUGUACGUGCUUGCAAAAGGAUCAGGAGACUGCUCGUACCAGUUCCAGCCAACGCAGAUCACGAAAAUCUAGUCAACAACAGCAACAACAACUGAAUGCAAUGCCCGGGGAAGCUGAUACUCCAAAUCAAAAUCAAGUGGAGUUUCAGCAGGCCUUGUGA
This is a messenger RNA of Seminavis robusta, 873 nucleotides long. The record is from the annotation of a GenBank genome assembly. Lineage: Eukaryota; Bacillariophyta; Bacillariophyceae; Naviculales; Naviculaceae.